AAGACAGUCAUCACUCCAUCCGGGUCACCCACUCUCUCUCACUCUCUCUCUACUGUGUGACUGUGUGUGUGUGAUUCUGUGUUUUUCGUUCCCGUCAUCUAGAAACAUCCUCACCACUCCCCAAUCCUUUACCUGCCCGUUGGUUUUUUCUUUGAUCAAUCGAAUCUCCCCGUUACCCACUGUUUUUUUUUUAAUUUUAAUUUUACAGUCUCCUCUCAGUUUAAUUCAAUAUCAUCAUCGUUAAAUGCGAAUUUUGGAAAUGCAGACUAGGGUUUUAGUAUCUACAGUUCUUUGCACUUCAUCGCAAUGUGCUUGCUGAACAGUUUAAAAAUUGGGGGAGAAUUUUGGGAAAUUGGAGUUAAUUGCGAAAUUUAGGUUAUUUGGGGUUAAAGUUAGGAGGAAUAAAGUCAAUGUCUGGAGCUUUGAGAUCGGUGAACCAAGCGGAGACGGAGGUGCGGCCGGUGCUCGGACCGGCGGGGAACAACAAGUCCAGAUCGGCAUUCGAGCCGCUGCGUAAGCCGCUGGGUAAGCCCAAGGUUGUCAGUGUGAACAAAACCAAGGAUGUUGAUGGCAAGAAAUCUCCGGUGGUGACUCCGGAUUCUUCGCCGUCGCCGAAGAAGAAGACUGGGAGUGCUGUAGCCACGGUCAUGAGGCAGCAGAAGAGGCAGGAGGUGAAGUUGUUUUCCAAUUUGUCGAUGAAUGCUUCGUGUUCCUCUGACGCUUCCACCGAUUCUUCCCAAAGUCGGGCAUCGACGGGGAGGAUUAGUCUUCGAAGCGUGAGGCCCACGCCCAUCAGGCGGAAGUCACAAUGUGGGCUGAAAACUGAGAAAGUCGAGAAAUUUGAGAAAUUUGGUUGUGAACUUGAGAGUCCGGCAGCUGGCGAAUAUGCUGAUGAUUUUCUGGUGGCUAAGAAAAGGUGUGCUUGGGUGACGCCGAAUACUGAUCCGGCAUAUAUUGCCUUUCAUGAUGAGGAGUGGGGAGUUCCAGAGCACGAUGACAAGAAACUUUUCGAAUUGCUCAGCCUAUCCACCGCCUUGGCUGAACUUACGUGGCCCGUCAUUCUCAACAAAAGGGAAACGUUUCGAGAAGUCUUUCAGAAUUUUGAUCCCGUUGCAGUCUCAAAAUUAAAUGAGAAGAAGCUAACGGCUCCAGGAAGCCCUGCUAGUACUCUUCUGUCUGAGUUAAAGUUACGUGCAAUAGUUGAAAAUGCCCGCCAAACCUGUAAGGUCAUUGCGGAAUUCGGCUCUUUUGACCAAUAUGUAUGGGGUUUUGUUAACUACAAGCCUAUAGUUGGUCAAUUCCGCUAUCCACGUCAGAUUCCAAUAAAGACGUCUAAAGCAGAAUUUAUUAGCAAGGACCUUGUUAGAAGAGGAUUUCGAGGAAUAGGACCGACAGUUGUUUACUCGUUCAUGCAGGUGGCUGGAAUCACCAAUGACCAUCUUAUAAGUUGCUUCCGAUUUGCAGACUGUUCCAGUAAGGUCAACGGAAAAGACAAAGCUGACAUCCUCGUCAUCACAGCAGAAGAAAAACAACUCGACGAUCCAGUUGAGUUGGGAAUAGAAAGAGCACUGGAAGGAUUCAGUUUAUCCUCAUAGUGAUGGUUUCAAUCCGAAGCUGAAGUUGAGAAAUACAUCAUUGUGCAGCAGUUGUUCCAUGUUUUGUAUGCACGAGUUAAUGCGGCACCUCGUUCAAUGUAUAAAAAGGCUAUGACUUGGUAGCUUCAUUCUAAUGUAAAGCUUAAAUUAAAAGUUCUUGCUGCAUGUAUCAGUCUAUCAGAUACAGAUAUUGUAGACUUUCUAGGUGUUCAUAAGAAAUGCAGCUGCCGUAGCCGCCUCUUUGUACAGCCGACCAGUUCUUUCAUUAGUGCACGUUCAAGCUUGUCAAAAUAGAAAUAGACUCCUUCCUUUAACAUUUGCCAUGUUUGAUCCUUUGAGGCCAAUUGCGGUAUUCCAACUUAGUUGGAAAUGCCCAUUAUGUACGUAGAUCCUUCUCUCUUUUAAUGGCAAAUGUUUGACAUUACUGUUCUUGGCUAAACUUUACGUAUCAUGUUCCUGUGAUAUCAGAUCUGAUACAAUAUACUGAGAAUUUGUAUCGCAAGGGGUCCUAAUCGCUUUGUGUGUCAA
Messenger RNA from Oldenlandia corymbosa var. corymbosa, 2123 nucleotides. NCBI's taxonomy places the organism in Eukaryota, Viridiplantae, Streptophyta, Magnoliopsida, Gentianales, Rubiaceae. The record is from the annotation of a GenBank genome assembly.